This is a messenger RNA of Torulaspora globosa, 1980 nucleotides long. RefSeq lists its product as uncharacterized. Gene Ontology annotation, cellular component: extracellular region; plasma membrane; cytosol. Gene Ontology annotation, molecular function: A2-type glycerophospholipase activity. Lineage: Eukaryota; Fungi; Ascomycota; Saccharomycetes; Saccharomycetales; Saccharomycetaceae. The transcript has a single exon. Gene Ontology annotation, biological process: glycerophospholipid catabolic process. The coding region runs from base 1 to 1980 and encodes 659 amino acids. The record is from RefSeq and is a predicted model, not a curated record.
AUGACGUUAGCUAGGCUUUCAGCUCUAGCGUACAUCCUGAGUGUCUGCGCAGCGACAGCUGCAACUUUGCAAAGCAGUCCCUAUGCUCCAGUCGAAGUUUCAUGCGAUACCAGCAUUCAGCUGGUCAGGAAAGCAGAUGGGCUGUCUCAAAAUGAGACCGAAUGGCUCGGAAAAAGAGAUAAUCAUACCAAAGAAGCUUUGAAGACUUUCUUGGAGGGUGCUACGAGCAGCUAUUCAAAUAAUUCCCUAAUUGCAAGGCUCUUUAGUGAUGACUCCAACGUACCAAGGGUAGCGGUAGCUUGUUCGGGUGGUGGAUACCGUGCCAUGCUCAGUGGUGCAGGAAUGCUUGCAGCUAUGGACGAUAGAACUGAAGGCGCUAAUGAACAUGGUCUUGGCGGACUGCUGCAAGCCACUACAUAUCUGGCGGGCCUCUCAGGCGGAAGCUGGCUGGUUGGAUCAUUGGCGUACAACAAUUGGACCUCCGUACAGGAAAUUAUUGACCACACAUCAGAAGCCACCUCAAUCUGGAAUAUCACAGCAUCUCUGGCUUCUCUCGGAGGGAUAAACAGUUCCCUGACAAAUGAAACAUGGUCUACGAUUAUGAGCGAUGUAGACUCUAAGCAGCAAGCCGGAUACGUGGUGACAAUUACGGACUAUUGGGGUAGGGCACUCUCCUAUGGAUUUUUCCCUAAUGCUGCGGAUGGUGGUGUAGCCUCUCAGUGGUCGUCUUUGAGAGACAACGAUAUCUUUCGAGAUGGAGAGAUGCCCUUCCCAAUCUCUGUGGCUGAUUUCAGAAGUCCCAACACUGCAACUACCUAUAGCAACUCCACGAUUUUCGAAUUCAAUCCGUUUGAAAUGGGAUCGUGGGAUGAAAGUCUACAUGCAUUCACUGACUUGAAAUAUCUGGGAACUAAUGUAUUCAACGGGGUUCCAGUUACCAAGGGGAGAUGUGUUACCGGUUUUGACAAUGUUGGCUUCGUUAUUGGCACAUCAUCAAGUCUGUUUAGCCCUAUGAUGUCGCCAGCUAUUGGUAUAUUGUUGAAUGAAGGACCGCUGGCAACUAUCUUUACUAAAGCCAUGGGUAAUGAUUCCAAUGAUGUAGCCAACUAUUCGCCUAAUCCGUUUAGAGGUAUAGAUCUAGGGUCCAGUGGCCUCGAAAUCUUCUCAAGCGAUGAUUACCUCUUCUUAGCUGACGGUGGUGAAGAUGGUGAAACCAUACCACUAGCUCCAUUGCUUCAGAAAGACCGUGAGGUAGAUGUCAUCUUUGCGUUCGAUAAUUCCGCCGAUACGACGCACGGUUGGCCAAAUGGUUCGGCACUUGUCAACACUUACAAGCGUCAGUUCACUCCGCAGGGUCGUGGCAUGCCUUUUCCGCACAUCCCAAGUCCGGAAGAAUUCGUUCAGCUUCAUCUGAAUGAGCGUCCUGUCUUCUUCGGGUGCGAUGCGAACAGUCUGAGCGACCUCGAACAUGUACCACCACUUGUGAUAUAUGUUCCCAAUGCACAUUAUUCGUUCAACAGUAAUCAGAGUACAUUUAAGCUGGCUUACGACGAAAGAGAAAGACUAGGUCUUAUUCGGAAUGGGUUUGAGGCUAUGACUAGAAGAAACUUGACUGAAGACGUCAGCUUUCCUGGUUGCGUGGCGUGUGCGAUCAUGAGACGCCAGCAGGAAAGGCUGGACGAACCCCUGCCUGAAGAAUGCUCUAAGUGUUUCGCAAACUACUGCUGGGAUAACAUUGCAUCUAAUGUAACAGGGAACGGCUGGUCAAAUUCUUCCUACUUCUUGAGCUCUACGAGCGGAUCUACCAUCACUCUAGCACCGACAAGCAGUACGGGUUUAUUAUCAUCCUCAUCAGCUUCGUUCACUCGUACUACUUCGAUUCACCAAAAUGCUGCUCGGCGCAGCGAGCAAACAACAUACAACAUUAGGCCUCUUAUUGUGAUGGUUUGCCUUCUGAUAGUCGUCAGCUGUAAUGUAUGA